CCCAGAACGCCGCCAAAGUCCGAAUCUUUCCCACCUGCCACUCCCCAGCUCUCAUUUUAACUCCAACCUAUUCAUCGCCACAACGCUUCCCUCACGACCAGCGAAGCGACCGAACAAAUCCAAUAUGCGAGCCUUUUCGCUUUGACGAAAUUUCCACGAAAAUUGCAGCUGCUCCACGUUCGUUUUGUCACGAUUAAUUCUCGUCCUUGUCAACGAGGUCGAAAAGGCGACCGCGUUAGGCUAGACCUGACACACGAGCGCAUUCGGAACACUGCGUCUUUCCGGUCGCGUCCAUCUCGCACCUUCGAGGCUUCAUCAUCCGCGCAAAAACCCCCUUCACCGGCAGGCUAACAUCUCAGAGGCUGACCAUCCGUCAAGUUUUUAAUUGAUAAUAAGGGUCACGGGGUGUGUUCGAGGAGGAGUUGAUUCAUUCCAGUCAUAACUGGGUUGGAUGACGCCGCUCACUGUGGCUUUGUAUUGACAAUUUCAUUUUGUUCUUUUUUUUCAUCUUCUCGUCACGGGGACUUGGUUUUGUCUGUCUCACGAGUACAAUCAGAAUUGAUUUCCCACGUAUUCACUGCCUGCAAGUUGAGAAUCAAAAGAGAGAAGAGAAAAAAAAAAGAAAACAGAAUAAGGGACAAAGAGACACAAAGACCUGCCUACUACUACAUUGUCCAGAUCACGAACGAAACCGACUGAACAAACUGCGCAUCGACCUUUGCGCUCCCGAUACUCCCCAAUAUUUCCCACUUUACCAUCUGUUAAAAUUUGCGCGCUCCCUUUUUUAUAUCGGUGUCUUGCAACGAACGAUCCCCUUAUAUUUUUACCAUUCCGACGAUUCAGGAGGACGGAGCAGAGGACUGGACGAACAUACCUGGGAUUUUUCCUCGUAAGACGGCUUAGGCAGUCUAUCAUUCACCAUGUCUUCUUCCGUAUUUUUCAAGUUCAAAUCCCAGAAAGAGCCGACUCGUGUGGAGUUUGAUGGCACUGGCAUUUCUGUAUUUGAGCUGAAGCGUGACAUAAUACUCAAAAGCGGCCUCGGUGACGGCACAGAUUUCGACUUGGCUAUCUACACUGAAGAUGGUGCAGAAGAGUACGAUGACGAUACGACAAUCAUCCCGCGUUCUACGAUUGUGGUUGCCAGAAGGUUGCCUUCUAUGAAGCCCGGCGCUGGACGUGCGGCCAGAUAUGUCUCGGGCAAGGCACCAGUCAACGCCAAGAACAGCUCUCGCAAGGAGCAGGUGGCCAAGGCUUCUACAACAAAGGCGCCGUCCGCAGCCCUAGCUCAGAUGAGCAAUGCGGUGACAGAAGAGGAGAGGUUAGCCGCCAUGUUCCAAGCGCAAUCAGAACAGUGGACUGCACAACAGGAAGAACUUUCUCACCAAACGCCCAUUUACAACGGCAAGCCCGGCGUCGGCAAGCGGCCAGCCAACGUUCCCGAUCAUGAGCCUCCAAAUGGGUACAUCUGCUACAGGUGUGGAGAGAAAGGCCACUGGAUCCAACUUUGUCCUACCAACGACAACCCCGAGUUUGACAACAGGCCGCGUGUCAAGAGGACGACUGGAAUUCCCAAGUCCUUCCUCAAAACUGUGGACAAGGCCACUGUGCUGGGUCAGGCUGGUGUUGACGGUGAAGAAGGAAAGGUGCCCUCUGGAGUAAUGGUCAACGCAGAUGGAGACUUUGUCAUUGCUCAGCCGGACAAGGCAGCGUGGGAGAAGUUCCAGGCCAGGACCAAGGUGUCUGCAGCCGCACAAAAGGUUGCUGUGCAGGAUGAGAAGGAGCUCCAGGAUAGGGGCCUUGAAUGUCCAAUGGACAAGAGACUUUUUAAUGAGCCAAUGAAAACUCCUUGCUGUGAGAAGACGUAUUGCAACGAUUGCAUAACCAACGCUCUCAUAGAAAGCGAUUUCGUCUGCCCCGGUUGUCAGGCUGAAGGCGUCCUCAUCGACAAUCUGAAACCAGACGACGAAACCACCGCCAAGAUCAAGCAGUACCAUGAGGAGAAGGAGAAGGAGCAACAAAAGGAAAAGGAAAAGGAAGCCGAUGCACCCAAGAGCCCAGCGGCAGCCAAAUCCCCAUCGGCAAAUAAUCAAUCAGCCAAGACAACCGAAAAUAAUGGUGCAGAUUCAAAGGAGGUUGGAAAGGCUUCCUCCAAAUCGCCCACCACAUCGGUCAAGUCACUAGCAAAAGAUCCGACAUCCCCUACUGAGAUUUCGACACCAAAUGGCACAGUUAGCAAUCCCAAAAAGCGACCUGCCGACCAACCUGCUGAGAACCCAAGAGUUCCCCGGGCUCCCAAGGCUAUGCAACAACAGCAACAGCAAGCGUCCCACCAGCAGCAACAACAGCAGAUGAUGCAGCAGAUGAUGAACGGCAUGAAUGGCGGCAUGAACCCCAUGGGAAUGCCAAUGAUGCCUUUUGCUCCCAUGCCGAUGAACGGCAUGAAUGCGGGUUUCAUGGGAAUGCCCAACAUGGGUAACAUGAACAUGGGCAAUAUGAUGAACCCCAUGAUGGGCGGAGGAAUGGGUGGAUUCAACGGCAACGGCAACAUGGACUACCCGAUGGGUGGGAUGAGUGGCAAUAUGAACGGCAACAUGAACGGGAAUAUGAGCGGCAACAUGCAAGGCAAUAUGCAAGGCGGCGGUUGGGGUAUGAAUGGAAACGGCAUGCAUGGCGGCAUGGGCAUGAACGGCGGCUACAACAAUAUGAACGGACACAUGAACGGAGGCGGCUUUAAUGGUGGCUACAACAUGAACGGCGGUGGCAGCAACAUGGGUGACUUUAAGCAGUUUUCCAACCAGGCGGCCACCGAGGACGACGCCUACUUCCGCAAGCCGGUCAACCCUCAUCGCCAUCAAAACCGACAGAAACGAGUGCGACCCAGUGAUUAUCGCGAGCUCUAGAGCGACUAGUGACGACUGACGCCGAUCUUUCAAGCGGCCUGUCAUAACUACAGAAAACCCAGGACCUGCUCUAAUUAUUCAUCAUCAACCAGCUCUGACGAGUUCCUUCGGAGCGUUUGGUUCUCUCAUUCUACGGCAUACGAUUCGACGAAGGUUUUUUUUAUUUUUUUAUUCGUUAUCUUUUUUUGGAUUCACCGGCGCUCACGCGGCUUCCAUACUAAAUCAUCUCGAACUGGUAUUGUUUGUUUUCCUGGUAUUUUUUGUUUUCAACUCCCCUCAAAAGUCUCCGGGAAGGGGGCUCCCGGAGGUGCAUGACAGGCGUUUCUUUUCAGUCGGGAAGGGGCCUUUUUUUUGUCUCUUUUUUUUCUUUGCCGGGAGGUUUAAUAGCAAAGCGAGAAGGGCUUAGAUAUUGCUGGGAGGCGGACCUGGCGACUUUUUCUGUCAUUACGGUGACAGCGGCACGAAAUGGGGUUUUAUCUGGGUUCUUCUCUUCAAUGUAUAAAUAACGACGCGAGAGUCUUGUUUCUGCGCAAAGUCUCCAAUACAGGAGCCAGAACAGACCUUUGCACAUAGGAGAACGGAAGAAUACAUAUGGCA
Molecule: messenger RNA, 3497 nt
Organism: Pyricularia oryzae 70-15
Lineage: Eukaryota; Fungi; Ascomycota; Sordariomycetes; Magnaporthales; Pyriculariaceae
Exons: 3
Coding region: 921-2900 (659 amino acids)
Biological process (GO): protein ubiquitination; ubiquitin-dependent protein catabolic process; mRNA processing
Cellular component (GO): nucleus
Molecular function (GO): ubiquitin protein ligase activity; nucleic acid binding; zinc ion binding
Source: RefSeq, a predicted model, not a curated record